AUGGUUUUAGCUGAUUUGGGUUCUAGAUUAAGAGGAGCAUUGUCUUCUGUUGAAUCAGGUUCGGAUGAUGAAAUCCAACAAAUGAUCAAAGAUAUUUGUGGUGCACUUUUAGAAUCUGAUGUCAAUGUUAAAUUAGUGGCCAAAUUAAGAGGCAAUAUAAAGACUAAAAUUGAAGAAGGAAAUAUUGUCCAAGAAACAUCAGCUAUGAACAAGCGUAAGAAAUUACAAAAAAUUAUAUUUGAUGAAUUAUGUGCUUUAGUAGAUUCUCAUGUUGAACCACCAAAGCCAAAGAAACUUUCGACAACUACCAAAACCAUCAAUGGUAAGAAAAUUAGAUUAUCAAAAGAAUCUAGUCAUGUUAUCAUGUUUGUUGGUUUACAAGGGGCUGGUAAAACUACUUCAUGUACAAAGUUGGCCGUAUAUUACAAGAAAAGAGGUUUCAAGGUUGGUUUAGUGUGUGCCGAUACUUUCAGAGCUGGUGCCUUUGAUCAAUUGAAACAAAAUGCCAUCAAGGCUAAUAUUCCAUAUUAUGGUUCUUAUUUGGAACCAGAUCCAGUCAAGAUUGCCUUUGAGGGGGUUCAGAAAUUCAAACAAGAAAAGUUUGAUAUUAUUAUUGUGGAUACUUCUGGUAGACAUAGACAAGAAGAACAAUUGUUUACUGAAAUGGUUCAGAUAGGUGAAGCAGUACAACCGACACAAACUAUCAUGGUUAUGGAUGGGUCUAUAGGUCAAGCAGCUGAAUCACAAGCUCGUGCAUUCAAAGAAAGUUCCAAUUUUGGGUCCAUUAUAUUGACUAAAAUGGACGGUCACGCCAAGGGUGGUGGUGCCAUUUCUGCAGUUGCUGCCACUAAAACCCCGAUUGUGUUUAUUGGUACUGGUGAACAUAUAGGGGAUUUGGAAAUAUUCAAACCAACUACUUUCAUAUCGAAACUUUUGGGUAUUGGUGAUAUCCAAGGUUUGAUUGAACAUGUGCAGUCCUUGAACUUGCAUCAAGAUGAAGGUCACAAACAAACAAUUGAAAAUAUUAAAGAAGGUAAAUUUACUUUGAAAGAUUUCCAAAAUCAAAUGAAUAACUUCCUAAAAAUGGGACCAUUAACAAAUAUUGCAUCUAUGAUUCCAGGUAUGUCUAAUUUAUUGUCUCAAGUUGGAGAUGAAGAGACAUCAAAGAAAAUCAAAAAUAUGAUAUAUAUUAUGGAUUCAAUGACAACUAAGGAAUUGGAAAGUGAUGGUAGAAUUUUCAUUAAAGAACCAAGCAGAAUUAUUAGAGUUGCUAGAGGUGCUGGUUGUGCUGCUGUUGAAGUUGAAAUGAUUUUACAACAACAUAGAAUGAUGUCUACAAUGGCUAAAUCUGCCAUGGCUGCUCAAGGUGCACCAGGUGCUGGUGGUAACCCAAUGGCUGGAAACCCACAAAUGCAAAGAAUGAUGCAACAAGCCCAAUCUAAUCCAAAUUUCAUGCAACAAGCCAUGAGUAUGUUAGGUGGUGGCGGUGCUGGUGGUGCUGGAGCCGGUGGAUUAGCAAGUAUGAUGAACAAUCCAGCUAUGAUCCAACAAGCACAACAAAUGAUGAGACAAAAUCCCCAAAUGAUGCAACAAGCACAACAAAUGAUGCAAAAUCCAGGUAUGAUGCAAAAGAUGAUGCAACAAUUUGGUGGUAUGGGUGGUAUGUAA
This is a messenger RNA of Candida tropicalis MYA-3404, 1668 nucleotides long. RefSeq names its product RNA-binding signal recognition particle subunit (gene SRP54). Gene Ontology annotation, molecular function: ATP hydrolysis activity; 7S RNA binding; endoplasmic reticulum signal sequence receptor activity. Bases 1 to 1668 code for a protein of 555 amino acids. The record is from RefSeq and is a predicted model, not a curated record. Gene Ontology annotation, biological process: SRP-dependent cotranslational protein targeting to membrane, translocation; SRP-dependent cotranslational protein targeting to membrane. The transcript has a single exon. NCBI's taxonomy places the organism in Eukaryota, Fungi, Ascomycota, Pichiomycetes, Serinales, Debaryomycetaceae. Gene Ontology annotation, cellular component: cytosol; signal recognition particle, endoplasmic reticulum targeting.